Empidonax traillii (willow flycatcher) is the source of this 4214-nucleotide messenger RNA. RefSeq names its product collagen type VI alpha 6 chain (gene COL6A6). Gene Ontology annotation, molecular function: serine-type endopeptidase inhibitor activity. Lineage: Eukaryota; Metazoa; Chordata; Aves; Passeriformes; Tyrannidae. The transcript has 32 exons. The record is from RefSeq and is a predicted model, not a curated record. The coding region runs from base 84 to 3650 and encodes 1188 amino acids.
AGGGCCAAAGCACAAAGUGUUCAGGAGUUUGAAAGUGAACUCGUUCUGGGUCAGAAUGAGUCAUUGCUAGGAAGGUUCUCAAAAUGGAUGGCUGGAAACUUCUUCUUCUUCUUCUCCUCUAUGUUUCCACCUGCUCUAUAGAUGCUCAGGAGACUGAUUGCAACAUAGACCUUUCUAUAGCAGUUGACACUUCCAGGCGCAUGCAACCAGCACCCACAGUGCUUCUGAAACAGAGAUUGCAAGCAUUCCUCCCUAGACUUUUACUCCAGAUGAAAUCAUUACCAAAUACCAGCUGUAAUGCUCCAGUCAACAUUAGAUUCAAGUUCCAAGUAUUGGCACAGAACAAACAAUUCAUCUUUGACUCUGGUUUUGAAGACUAUAAUGAAGAGAUCAUCCAGAAGUUCUUAGAUGCACAGGCCACUGUGGACACCUACCUGAAUACAGACUUCUUGCAGGCACUUGAGGAGAAGUUCUUUAAUGUGACCUCUGCUGAAGUUAAGGUUCUGUUAGUAUUUUCAGAUGGGUUGGAUGAUUCACUGGAAGAUCUCAGGAAAGCAUCUGACUCGCUUCGCUUUAAAGGUCUUGAUGCACUCCUAUUAGUUGGCCUGGACAAUACACAGAACUUGACUGAAUUUUGGGAAAUAGAGUUUGGCAGAGGGUUUGGAUACAACGAACCUCUGAGUGUUGGGUUUGCAGAGAUUGCAAGCAUCUUGCAGAGAAACCUUGAUACUGUUGCAGAAAGGAAAUGCUGUAAGGUUAUUUGUAAAUGCCUUGGAGAAAAUGGUGAUCGUGGUGUCCGAGGAAGUCCAGGAAGUAAGGGAAGUACAGGUUACAGAGGAUCUCCUGGCCAUCCUGGUGAGGAAGGUGGGGUUGGGGAGAGAGGCCCAGCUGGUUUCACUGGGACUCAAGGAGACAGGGGUUGUCCAGGUGCUAGAGGCCAUAAGGGGACCAGAGGCUACAGAGGAAAUCAGGGUGAAUAUGGUGAGAGUGGAUUUGAUGGCACUGAUGGAGAGCAGGGAGAACAGGGAUUUCCUGGACUUUCUGGAGAGAAAGGCAACAGAGGAAAAUGGGGCAGAAAAGGCCCCAGAGGAGAACCAGGUGAACGAGGAGAAUCUGGUCUAAGAGGAGAUCAUGGAGAUCCUGGGGCUAACAAUACUGUUAGUGGUCCUAAGGGUGAAAAAGGAAGCCUAGCAUCGCAGGGUGAUCCAGGCCCACAUGGACUCCAAGGAGAGCAGGGUGAUGCUGGCCCUGAUGGUGCAGCAGGUCGAAGAGGCCCUCCAGGUAUAAAGGGUGAGCAAGGAGAUCUGGGGGAAGCAGGUUACCCAGGAGAGACUGGUCUUCCAGGCCCACAGGGCCCAAGAGGACCACAAGGGAUCAGAGGACCUCCAGGACCACAAGGCAUGCCAGGCCCUCUGGGUGGUCUGGGGCCCCCAGGUUCACCUGGCUCUGUUGGAAAGUUAGGUACAAGAGGAGCAAAGGGUGAACCUGGUGACCCUGGAGAGAAGGGCCCAGCUGGACCACCUGGACAGAGAGGCAUGCCUGGCAUGGAUGGCAGAGAUGCCUAUGGUCCUGAAGGAAGCAAAGGAGCAAAGGGAGAAUCUGGGUUCAUAGGAUAUCCUGGUCCGGAGGGAGAAGAUGGAGACCCGGGCAUUCCAGGAGCUGAAGGACCCAAAGGAAUUAGGGGUAGAAGAGGUAAUGCUGGCAUACCAGGUUCCCUGGGAGAUCCAGGAGAUCAAGGGCCAUCAGGACCUAUGGGUGCCAAGGGACCAGUGGGCACCAUUUUAAUGGAACCUUGUGAACUUGUGAAUUUUACAAGAAAAAACUGCCCUUGUUCAUCAGAUUUUCUGCUUCAACAUACAGACACAUGUCCAGCUUACCCAACUGAGGUGGUGUUUGCCUUCGAUAUGUCUGACGGUGUUACACCAGCUGCAUUUGAAAGGAUGAGGAACAUUGUCACGUUGUUGCUGAAGGCCAUGAAGAUCAGCGAAAGCAAUUGCCCAACAGGCGCUCGCGUCUCCGUUGUUUCUUUCAACACCAAUAUGCGCUAUCUCAUCCGAUUCUCGGAAUUCCAGAAAAGCAACUUGCUGCAACAAGCAGUCCAGAGGAUACCUCUGGAGAGAUCCACUGGAAAGCGAAAUAUUGGGGCGGCCAUGAGAUUUGUCGCGAGAAAUGUCUUCAAACGUGUUCGUCAGGGCAUCCUCACAAGAAAAGUAGCCCUGUUUUUUGCCAAUGGUCCAUCUCAGGAUGAUGUUGCCAUCAACACAGCUGUGCUUGAGUUGAGUGCCUUGGAUAUCACUCCAGUGGUUAUUGCCUUCAGUGAAGUGCCAAAUGUCAGGCGUGCUUUCUCAAUUGAUGACACUAGAAGAUUUCAGUUAUUUGUUUGGGAAAGACAACAGGAUGAAAGUUUGGAGGACAUCACAUAUUGUACACUUUGUUUUGAUAAAUGCAAACCAAGAGCCAACUGCGAGGUGCCCUUUUCUCCCCCAGUUCUCAUGGACAUGGAUAUCACUUACAUCAUGGACAGCUCUCGCAGUGUCAGCAGUGAAGAGUUUCAGAGAGCCAAAGACUUUGUGAGCAACAUGCUGGAUCAGUUUGUUGUUUCCUCCCAGCCAAAUGAAUCCUACGGAGGCAUCAGAGUGGCACUGGUGCAGCAAGCUCCUAGGGGCUUCCUGCCUGACAGAAACCAGACACCUGUGGCCUUGGAGUUUGAUCUAGUUACAUACAGCAAUAAAGAUUCGAUGAAGAAACACAUCCAAGAGUCUGUUCACCAACUGGAAGGGCCAUCAGCCAUUGCCUCUGCUCUACAGUGGACAGUUGAAAACGUAUUCUUUAAAGCCCCCAGACAAAGGAAACACAGGGUCAUAUUUACAAUAGUUGGAAGCAAAACAAGCACGUGGGACAGAGAGAGGCUGAAAGAGAUUUCACUCGGAGCCAAGUGCCAAGGAUUCACCUUGUUCACUCUUGCACUGGGCAGUGAUGUGAGUGACAAUGAGCUAAUGGAGCUGCCAAGCUCCCCCACAGAGCAGCACUUGCUGACACUGGGCAGGGUUUCCACAGCGGAGAUGGUGUACGCUCAGAGGUUUAGCCGGGCAUUUCUAAAUCUUCUGCAAAAAGAAGUGAACAGUUAUCCUCCACCUGAACUUCAAGAAGAGUGCGAAAACUUAGAUCGGGGAGACAUACAACAGCAAGUGUCUGUGAUUGAAAGGAUGCCUUUUCCUGGAAUGGCUGAACUUGGUUCCAGUCAUGAUUUAGAAGACACCGAAAAAACUGAAAGUAGAGUCAUGAAGAGUAUUAAAGAGAACACCAAAGAACUUGUAUACACAAUGCCAGAAAUGAGAUAUGAUUAUGAGGAGAAGAAUGAAUAUUUCGCAGAUGGAGCUGCUGCAAGAGAAAAGCCACAAGAGUGUGGAGAAGCUCAGGAGAACAAGGAAAACUUAGAUUCAACACUAGAAACUAGAACUGCCUGUAAUGAUUAUGAUGCAUGUGACCUUGUUCAAGAUAGUGGAGAAUGUCAGAAUUACGUUUUGAAGUGGUACUACGACAAAGAGCAGAAAAUGUGUGGUCAGUUCUGGUAUGGGGGCUGUGGAGGCAAUAGAAAUAGAUUUGAAACACAAGAAGAAUGUGGAUUCUUGUGUAUAGAGUCUUCCUAGAGCAGACACACUUUAAUUACUUUAAUUCUUCUUUUAGACUAUCAGGGUGAUGUGGAAAAGGGAUUCAAAAGAAGGCUUUACAUAGCCACUUGGCUCCCAUGUUUCAGUUGAAAGAAAUACUUGCUUAUAAAGUUAUUACCUGGUGACUUAAUUGUGAAAAUUAAAAUUUAAGCUAUUACCCCAUUGAUCUCAUAUAACAUGCUGAGUACUGAGAAAUUUGUUAGCCAACAGCAGAUUGUUUAAAAGGCAUGGAGGUAUUGAAACUUGACUUUCUUCCAUAUAUACCAAAAUGUGCACUUCCUCAAUAUGCUCCAUAAAAUAAAACAAUACCUCAGAGAUUUUCGUGAAGUAACUUUGGAUGCAAGACACUAAAGCCAAAAUGUUUCGAUGUGUUUGCUUACAUUUAUCCUGUUUAUAGAAAAUACCAGAAAGCAUUUAGAUCUCAAAUCUAGGACUAGUGAAAUAGUCCUAGGACUUAUUUCACUCUGUUUUAAAGGAUUUUCUACCACAGAGUCAUUCUUGGCUUCUUAAUUAUUUUUUUUUCUGAAUAAUCCAACAUGUGAA